This is a messenger RNA of Onychostruthus taczanowskii (white-rumped snowfinch), 468 nucleotides long. It is a transcript of the gene TMEM207, whose product is annotated as transmembrane protein 207. The coding region runs from base 1 to 468 and encodes 155 amino acids. The transcript has 5 exons. The record is from RefSeq and is a predicted model, not a curated record. Lineage: Eukaryota; Metazoa; Chordata; Aves; Passeriformes; Passeridae.
AUGUUUCUCACACUAAUGAUGCAGAGACCUGGAUCUUUGUGUUUAUCUUCAUGGAUCACAGCAGGAACUGGAGUUCUAUGUCUAACCUUCUUCCAGUCAGCAGACUCUGGGUCGGACUGUGAGCUGGGCGAGAGGUGUGUUGGACAGAGCGAUGGAAACUUUAGCAUCUGGUAUGUGUGGUUCCUGGUGCUGUUUUUGCUGGCCGUGCUCCUGUCCUGCGGGAUCUGCUGCUGCCUGCAGUGCUGGCUGAAGCGGCGGAGCUGCCGCCCCCGACGCACCGUGGCUGUCUUUGCCCUCAGCAGCUCGGAUGCCUUUUGUGCUACUGAAGCACCUCCGUGCCCAUCCUCUGGAUCCCUGAGCCCCUGCAUGACUGCAGAGAAUCCCUCUUCUCCUGCCCCAUGCAUCAACCUCGGGGGAACUGAAUUGCCUCCAUCUUAUGAGGAUGUUGUGAAGGAAAACAAGGUCUAG